AGCAUAGCACCUGAACAAGAGACAUUCCAUAAAUGUUGUGGAACUAAGCUGAACUUUAAUUAAAGAGACCUCAUGGACCAUGUCUCCCUGAUCCGACUCCUAGGAGAUGGCAGACCCACAGUGACCUCUCCACUGCUCACAGCUGCUCUUUGUGGAAGGGGAUUCUUCGGUGGAAGGAAUGCUAAGAGGGGCUGGUUUCUGCAAGUGGAGAGCAAAACAGACGCAGAAAUAAGAGGCCAAGGGCUCCUUGGGUGCCGAUGACCAUGGGAUCUCUGUGGCUGUUCAGAACUCCUUUCCUAUGUAGCCUGCUCUGGGCCUUUUGCACCCCAGGUGCCAGGGCUGAGGAGCCUGGGGCCAGCUUCUCACAUCCUGGCAGCGCAGGCCUGGAUAGGAACACCGUGCACGACCAAGAGCAUAUCCUGGAGCAUCUAGAAGGUGUCAUCAACAAACCAGAGGCGGAGAUGUCUCCACAAGAACUGCAGCUCCAUUAUUUCAAAAUGCACGAUUAUGAUGGCAAUAAUUUACUUGACGGCUUAGAACUCUCCACAGCCAUCACUCAUGCCCAUAAGGAAGGGAGUGACCAGACACUACCAAUGAAAGAAGAAGAUCUGAUUAACUUAAUAGAUGGUGUUUUGAGAGAUGAUGAUAAGAACAAUGAUGGAUACAUUGACUAUGCUGAAUUUGCAAAAUCACUGCAGUAGAUGCUGUUUGGUUUCCUCAUAGUCAUAUGCAAACGUGACCUGAUAUAAUGUGAACUUUUAGUAAUGCGGAAUAAUUUAUUGCUGCAGUAUUUUGGUAAAAACCUGUAGCACAUGUUACACUGGGGUGAGAAACAGAAAUCAAGAGAAAUAGAAGAGGAAUGGGACACAUGGUAAUCCCUGCGUAUUGCUAAACCUCUUACUGGACAAGGGUCUGAUUAAAGAAUCCUUUUAGGAAUAUUGGAUAAUUGGAGCUGAGUCCUCAGGAACUUGAAUUUGACUGUAGAAUAUUGCUAGUCUCUCGGUAUUAAUUUAUGCUACCUGAAAAGGAAGACCACAAGCUCUGCCAAGUGGACAUACUUUUCACAAACAGAAGGAAUGGAGUGAAUGCCAAAUGUCUCCUUGUUACUUCUCUUCAGGUAAAUGUGGUCAGUAUUCUGGAAGGUCGCUGGCCUUAAGGAUUUCUUGCUCUGCACAAGUGGAUAUUUAUAAGGCUGUUUCAAAGCUACAACAUAAGAAUGUCAAGUGUUGAGUUUAGUUGACCACUGAGUCCAAGAUUUUGAAUCCUCUGGCAUUUUGAGAAUGAUAUACCACUGGCCUAAGUAACAUUUUUCAGUUUUUCAAUGUUUUAUGAAACUACUGCCACAUGCUUAUACUUUAUCUCUUCAACUUGGGAGAGACCUUGAAUUUAAAAGUGUUCUCUACUCUAAUCAAUAGCAAAUGUUCUAGCUUUCUUAAUAUUUCUAUUUAACUCUUUUUUUCUAGCAUUUUAUUUUUGCCAUUUAGAAUGUAAAGAUUUUACUCUUUCUUCUUGAUAUGAUGGGGGUAAAACUACCAGCUGGUCCAGCACAAGUGAGAAGUAAAAAAGAUCUUUCACCAAACACAAUGAUUAACCUGAUACAAGUUAUAUUUCAAAAGGAAUGUUGUUUAAAUGACCUCUCCUAGCCUGAUUACAUGAAUUCUUCAGACCAGUAAAAUUAGAAAAAGAGGCUUAACAACGUAAAUCUCAAUAGGAGUCAAACAUUAGAAGCAGCAGAUUGUAAUUUGGUUUAUUGGAUAUGAUGGACAUGCUGUAACAGAAACCUGAAAUGAUAGUUGACUGAAUGGGAUUGCAUAAAAUUUGCUGUAAGAUAUAUAAAGACUUAUUUUCUUUAUUAAAUUAUUCUUAUAAGAAAACAUGUAUUUGUAAAAAUGGUUUCCUGUGUCACAUAUUUGUGCAAUCAGAGCUGAAUUGUAAGCUAUUCUUGUAAUAUCUAGUUAUUUUGAAAGAUUUGUAUAAUGAAUUCAGAUAUAUGGACCAAUAAAACUGAUGAAAC
This is a messenger RNA of Choloepus didactylus (southern two-toed sloth), 2014 nucleotides long. RefSeq names its product multiple coagulation factor deficiency 2, ER cargo receptor complex subunit (gene MCFD2). Gene Ontology annotation, molecular function: calcium ion binding. The record is from RefSeq and is a predicted model, not a curated record. Bases 258 to 701 code for a protein of 147 amino acids. NCBI's taxonomy places the organism in Eukaryota, Metazoa, Chordata, Mammalia, Pilosa, Megalonychidae. The transcript is spliced from 4 exons.